UCGCGCUGUCUCUCUCUCCAUUUGUCAAUUUCGGGCUUCUGUUCUUUUUUUGUUUAUGCUUCUUCGAUGAUCUUGAUCUUUUAUGCUAUCCUUUUUGGGAUCUGACUUUCUUUUAACGAGAUUCUAUAAACGGAAAGCCUCGCAUUUUAAGAAAAUUUCUGUUUUAAGAAAACUGUUGUUAGAUUCAAUCAUCAUUUCAUCUACCAAACUGACCGUUAAAGAAUCAAAGUUUCCUUCUUUUUGAUACUGAUUUUGGUGGAUCAUUUGCAGCUUGAUGUGAUUGAUCACUUGCUGGAGACUCAGGCAUUGGCAUUGCUCAAAGUAGAGUUUCGAUCGGCUCUGUUUGGAUGCCGGUAAAAGAUACUGCGGUAAAUUUCGGUUUGGUUUGGAUUAGGAGUUCAAUUUUGGGUCGAAUAAAAUUCAUAUUGAUUUUCGUGGUUUUUCUCUACUACUGGUUAUGGUGGAUUUAUAGUGAUCUUGGAUUUUUUACUGUUUGUUUAUCUGUUGCUUGUGAUGGUUGGGGAAAGAACAGUGCGGGGAGGAGUGUAGAGCAGGUGGUUUCAAUGCUUGUUGGACUAAUCCGGAUUCAUGGUAACAUAUGUAGAAGCUUAUAUGUUAAGCUAAAGGGAUUGGUUAUUUAGUGGUUUUCCAUACUUCAAUUCUUUAAAGCUUUGGACAUGAGAAGCCCCAGCCUCAAUAAACUAUCUAUCAUUUUCGGCCCUAGACCACCAAUCAGUUGGCUGUUAUUGUGCUUUGUCAGUGUGCUUGUGUUAAUUGCGGUCUUUGGAUCGUCAUCUUCUAAUUCCUUUGACUCUGUAACUUUCACUCUGGUACCUGAGAUUUAUACAAACUAUAGAAGGCUAAAGGAACAAGCGGCAGUUGAUUAUUUUGAGCUGAGAACUCUCUCUUUUGGAGCUAGUCGCCAAAGGGAACUUGGCUUUUGUGGCAAAGAAAGAGAAAAUUAUGUUCCUUGUUACAAUGUCACAGCAAAUUUGUUAUUAGGGUUUAAAGAUGGAGAGGAGUUUGAUCGACAUUGUGAAGUGUCAAGACAAGGAAAGUGGUGUUUAAUUGGCCCUCCGAAGGAUUUUAAGAUUCCACUCCGUUGGCCUGCUGGAAGAGAUGUCAUAUGGAGUGGAAAUGUCAAGAUAACCAAAGAUCAAUUCCUUUCUUCUGGAAGCAAGACAAAGAGAAUGAUGUUGCUAGAAGAGAAUCAACUUGCUUUUCACUCUGAAUAUGGCUUAGUCUUUGAUGGUGUCAAAGAUUAUUCUCGCCAGAUUGCAGAGAUGAUGGGACUGGGAAGUGACUCUGAAUUUUUUCAAGCCGGUGUUCGCACUGUACUUGAUAUUGGUUGUGGAUUUGGAAGUUUUGGAGCUCAUUUAGUUUCGCUAAAGUUGAUGGCUCUUUGUAUUGCUGCAUAUGAGGCAACCAGAAGCCAAGUUCAAUUAGCACUUGAGAGAGGUCUUCCAGCAAUGAUUGGAAAUUUCAUAUCAAGACAGCUGCCAUAUCCAUCAUUGUCAUUUGACAUGGUUCAUUGUGCUCAGUGCGGUAUUGUUUGGGACAAGAAAGAGGGGAUGUUUCUUAUAGAAGUAGAUCGGUUACUCAAGCCUGGAGGUUAUUUUGUUUUAACCUCACCCGCAAGUAAGCCAAGUGGAAGUGCAACAGGUACAAAGAAAAUAAACAUGUUAACACCACUGGAACAAUUCACUCAAAAAAUUUGUUGGAGUCUUAUUGCUCAGCAGGAUGAAACCUUCAUCUGGCAGAAAACUGCUGAUACACAUUGCUAUUCUUUUCGCAAGCAGAAUGAUGUACCCCUUUGCAGAGAAGGUGAUGAUGCUCCCUAUUAUCAUGCCUUGAUGCCAUGUAUUACUGGAACUUCCAGCAAACGCUGGAUUCCUAUUCAGAACAGGUCCUCUAGCUCAUAUUUGAGCUCUGCGGAGCUUGAAGUUCAUGGAGUCAGUUCAGAAGAUUUCUUUGAAGACUUGCAAGUUUGGAAAUUAGCUUUAAAAAAUUAUUGGUCUUUGCUUACACCAUUAAUUUUCUCUGACCAUCCCAAGAGGCCAGGUGAUGAAGAUCCAUUGCCUCCAUUUAACAUGGUACUCAAUGUGAUGGACAUGAACGCUCAUUAUGGGGGUUUAAAUGCUGCAUUCCUGGAGGAAAAGAAAUCAGCGUGGGUGAUGAAUGUUGUGCCUGUUUGGGCACGCAAUACGCUUCCUCUCAUUCUAGACCAAGGUUUUCCCGGCGUUUUGCACAACUGGUGUGAACCCUUCCCAACAUAUCCUCGAACAUAUGACAUGCUUCAUGCAAAUGGGCUCCUCUCACAUCUCACUUCAGAGAGGUGCAGUUUGAUGGACUUAUUUGUAGAGAUGGAUCGAAUUCUGCGUCCUGAGGGUUGGGUUGUGCUCUCUGAUAAAUUGGAAGCUAUAGAGUUGGCGCGUUCACAUGCUACACAGAUACGAUGGGAUGCAAGGGUGAUUGACCUUCAGAAUGGUAGUGAUAAGCGGCUACUUGUCUGUCAGAAACCAUUUGCGAGAAAAUGAUUGAUCUAGCACCAGAAGGUCUCGAGACUGUGGAAGUGUAAAACUUUUUUUUGAUCUGAGGAUGAACUAUAGGCAGCAUCACAAUGUGAGAUAUGCUCUAGAGUCUCAACAGGUUUGAUAUUAAUGACUGAACAAG
This is a messenger RNA of Durio zibethinus, 2673 nucleotides long. The record is from RefSeq and is a predicted model, not a curated record. NCBI's taxonomy places the organism in Eukaryota, Viridiplantae, Streptophyta, Magnoliopsida, Malvales, Malvaceae.